CCGCCGCGCCCCGGGCCAGCAUCAUGAAGGAUGGCUCUCGGCAGCGGCCAGCACAGAAGAAGAAGACAGUGUCCUUCAGCUCCAUGCCCAAUGACCGCAAGAUCAACAGCACAGCUGCCUGCAUCUCCCUCAUGCUGGAGGGCUGUGAGCUGAAGAAGGUGCGCUCCAACUCCCGCAUGUACAGCCGCUUCUUCGUGCUGGAUGCCGACAUGCGCUCCGUGCGCUGGGAGCCCUCCAAGAAGGACUCAGAGAAGGCCAAGAUCGAGAUCAAGUCGGUCAAAGAGGUGCGUGUGGGCAAGAAGACACCUGUCCUGCGCAGCAAUGGCCUCUCCGACCAGUUCCCAGACGAGUGCGCCUUCUCCAUCAUCUAUGGAGACAACUACGAGUCCCUGGACCUGGUGGCCAGCUCAGCAGAUGUGGUGAGUGCCUGGGUGAUGGGGCUGCGCUAUCUGGUGUCCUAUGGAAAGCACAGCCCUGAGGCGCCUGGGACUGGCCACCCCAGCCUCCGGACAUCCUGGAUCUCCUCUGUCUUUGACCUUGCUGACCUGGAGAAGUCUGGCCGCAUCCCUGUGUCCCGGGCUGUGCAGCUGAUCAAAGCACUCAACCCUGGCAUGAAGACCUCCACCAUCGAGCUGAAGUUCAAGGAACUGCAGAAGGCCAGCGAGCGUCCUGGCACGGAGGUGGCCUGUGACCUCUUCGUGGAGGCAUACUGUGAGCUCUGCACCCGCCCUGAGAUCUUCUUCCUGCUGGUCCAGUUCUCCAGCAACAAGGAAUACCUGGGUGUGAAGGACCUGCUGAUGUUCCUGGAGGUGGAGCAGGGCAUGGAGGGGGUGACAGAGGAGAAGUGCUUGGAGAUCGUCAGCAAGUAUGAACCCUCCAAGGAGGGCCGGGAGAAGGGCUACCUGGCCAUCGAUGGCUUCACGCGUUACCUGCUCUCUGCUGACUGCUCCAUCUUUGACCCACAGCACCGCAAGGUCUGCCAGGACAUGGCACAGCCCCUCUCCCACUACUACAUCAGCUCUGCCCACAGCGCCUGCCUGCUGGAGGACAACUUCUGGGGCCGCUCAGACAUCAGUGGCUACAUCAGUGCCCUGGGCCUGGGCUGCCGCAGCAUCGAGCUGGUGCUGUGGGAUGGCCCCGAGGGUGAGCCUGUGGUCUACACCAGCCCCUCAGCUGCCUCCUGUGUGCCCUUCCGUGCCGUGGUGGGGCUGAUUGACCAGCACGCCUUCACUGCCUCCGCCUACCCCCUGAUCCUCUGCCUGGUGGUGCGCUGCUCGGCCCCCCAGCAGCGACUCGCUGCUCAGUGCCUGCGCAAGACGCUGGGGGAGAAGCUGUACCUGGAGCCCCCCAACCCCGUGGCGUCCUACCUGCCAUCCCCGGAGGAGCUCAAGGGCCGCAUCCUCAUCAAGGGCAAGAAGCUGCCGCCCACCUGUGAGGACAGCGAGGGGGAGGUGUCGGAUGAGGAGGAAGGCUGGGAGCUGGCGCGGCGACUGGGCCAGGAGGACCGGGAGGCACCGGAGGGAGGUGGCCUGCGGCGGGUGCGCCUCAGCCGUGAGCUCUCGGAGCUGGUGAGCCUCUGCCAGGCUGUCCCCUUCCAGGACUUUGAGAGCUCGAGACGUGGGCAACGCUACUGGGAGAUGUGCUCCUUCAGCGAGGUGGAGGCGGGACGCUUUGCCAACGAGUGCCCGGCUGAGCUGGUCAGCUACAACAAGCGGUUCCUCUCCCGCAUCUACCCCAGCCCCAUGCGCAUCGAUGCCAGCAACAUGAACCCCCAGGAUUUCUGGAAGUGCGGCUGCCAGAUGGUGGCUAUGAACUACCAGACACCAGGGCUCAUGAUGGACCUGAAUGCGGGCUGGUUCCGGCAGAACGGGGCCUGUGGCUACGUCCUCCGCCCGGCCAUCAUGCGGGAGGAGGUCUCCUACUUCAGUGCCAACGCCAAGGACUCCCUGCCUGGGGUGCCUGCCCAGCUCCUGCACCUCAAGGUCAUCAGUGGGCAGAACCUGCCCAAGCCCAAGGGCUCGGGGGCCAAGGGGGAGGUUGUGGAGCCCUAUGUCUGUGCUGAAAUCCAUGGCAUCCCGGCCGACUGCGCUGAGCACCGCACCAAGACAGCCCUGCAGAGCGGGGACAACCCCAUCUUCGACGAGAGCCUGGAGUUCCAGAUCAACCUGCCGGAGCUGGCUGUCCUGCGCUUCGUUGUGCUGGACGAUGACUACAUUGGGGACGAGUUCAUUGCCCAGUACACCAUCCCCUUCGAGUGCCUGCAGCCUGGCUACCGCCAUGUCCCCCUCCAGUCGCUGGCCGGGGAGCCCCUGCCCCACGCCACCCUCUUUGUGCAUGUGGCCAUCACUGACCGCCGUGGUGGGGGCAAGGGGCACCGCCGGGGGCUGGCGGGGCGCCGGGGCCGCCGAGUGCGGGAGUACACUUCCACCAAGGCCACUGGCAUCAAAGCCAUCGAUGAAGUCUUCCGGACGGCCACCCAGCCGCUGCGGGAGGCCACUGACCUGCGGGAGAAUGUACAGAAUGCAUUGGUCUCCUUCAAGGAGCUGUGUGGGCUGACACCCGCUGCCAAUAUGAAGCAGUGCAUCCUGACGGUGUCCACGUGGCUGCUGCACAGUGACAGCGCACCCAGUGUCACCCUCAACCUGGCAGAGCAGUACCCCCCCAUGGAGGCCCAGGGCCCCAUCCCCGAUCUGCUGCGCAAGGUCCUCACUGCCUACGAGACGAUGAUCCAGACUAGCCGGACGCUGAUCGAGUCUGCCGACGCCGUGUACGGGAAGCUCAUCCAGGCACAGCAGGCAGGGAUGGAUUUCCACAAGGAGCUGCACCGCAUCGAGACCAAGGAAGGGCUGCGGGGCCGCAAGCUGCAGAAGGCGCUGGAGAGCUUCGCCUGGAACAUCACCGUCCUCAAGGGCCAGGCUGACCUCCUCAAGCAUGCCAAGGCGGAGGCACUGGACAACCUGUGGCAGAUCCACAACGCGGGGCAGUCCUGCGGCAUCGGCAGGAACGGAUCAGCCUCGCCGGAGCCCUCUCGGCUGCAAGCUCCGCUGGAGCCCAUCCCUGAGACAGACGGAGGUGGCGACACAGCGUCCUGCUGACCCCGGUCUGGGGCUCGGGGCCCGGACUGAGCACCCUUGGCCGCAGGGGCCGGGAGCAGGGAGCCCCAGCCUGCCCGGGGAAUGUGUGUGAGGCUGGGUGCCUGUGCUCUGCCGUGUUGAGGGGCUUGCACCAGAAUUCAGUGGAGAGGUUGGGAAGAGAUGUCCCUGCUCCCUUUUGCCCCACCAAGCUCCCAGAGGACUCAUCCAUCCCCUCCAUCUGCUUCUGGAGCCAGUACUCUGCCGAGGGGCCAGUGGGGAUGCUGGUACCCCAGUGCCCAUGUGCAUGUACCCAGCCUGCUGUGCCAGAUGCCACGUGGAAAAGCAGCCCCAGGUCUGGAGUUCUGCCCACCCUCUCCAGGGCUGCAGGUUUGGCCUUCACCAGCCCUGGGGAAAACCUGGCUGGGGCAGGAAGGAUCCUGACUGGUCCUGUCACCUCCAUAGCAUCCCUAGGGUCCCCACUAUACAGAGGAGCUGGGAGGUUCUCUGGUGCAGCAGAUGUGGGGCCAGGGUGUCCCUGAACAGCAGCCGUGGCUUCUGGCAUCAGGGAAAUGUUUGGGUUCAUCCCCCAGGGCAAGGGAGUUCAGCACAAGCAAA
Pseudopodoces humilis (Tibetan ground-tit) is the source of this 3689-nucleotide messenger RNA. RefSeq names its product inactive phospholipase C-like protein 2. Gene Ontology annotation, molecular function: phosphatidylinositol-4,5-bisphosphate phospholipase C activity. The record is from RefSeq and is a predicted model, not a curated record. NCBI's taxonomy places the organism in Eukaryota, Metazoa, Chordata, Aves, Passeriformes, Paridae. Gene Ontology annotation, biological process: phosphatidylinositol-mediated signaling; phosphatidylinositol metabolic process; regulation of synaptic transmission, GABAergic.